GAAACAGGGUGCCUACAGACUAGUCUAAUCUAUGAAUUAUGUAUGCGCGCGUAGGUCAUUAAUAUUAAUGGCGCGCGUAGACCAAUCCGCAAUGAAAUAUAUGGCGUGAUUUGAGCAUCAAUAAUGCAUGAACGCGCGUAAGCCAAUCACCAGCGCGCAUUGCCCAAAUCGGGGCGCUUAUAAAGCGGUGUUUGACACCGCCAAGCCUCUUCGUUCCAAGAUGGCGACGGUGCUGUAACUGGAGACCUCAUUGUGACUCAUUCCUGCGAUUUCGUGCUAAAUCCUGAGGGUUAUUCAGAUUUAGGGACAACGUCCGAUCGACAUCCUUGGUGCGACCGGUUGAGGAUGACUUUGCAGUGUUUCCUGUGUGAGCGUACAUUCAACACGAAGCAAGGCCUCUGGAGGCAUCGCAAGCUGGUGCACGGCCCCCCUGUGUAUCUGUGCUGCGAGCAUUGCGAGUACCGGGACAAGCGAAGGGACAACUUAACCCGACACGUCCGCAUCUGUCAUCCACAGAGCGUGGUUAGCCAUCCCGAAUUCAAGAAAGUCGGAAUCAUGGAGGGACGCCAAGGAGGCAUCAAGAUGCCGGUUUCCAUCAACAGAAAGCUGCUUCCUGGGAAGUGGGGGCACGGGCCGCAAGCAGAGGCCCCGGCCCCAGCUACGGCGAGUCGGCCGCCGAGGAGUCCGUCUAGAGAGGCGGUUAUUUCGCUCUCGCCCUGUCCCAUAUCACCCUUGGUAGGGCGCACAUCAUCACCCAUCAUCCGUCUCACCGGAAAGCCCAAGGCGUACCUGAGCCAACUGUUGGAGGCACGAGGUGCAGAGACGUCCAGAACCCCUGAAUCUAUGCCUCCUCUCAGCCCAAUCACACAGGCUGGAUCUGAGCUGGAGGAAGCCGUCGACGAGCCACCGGUGAAGAGGAUGCGGCAGGCCGUUGUUGAGGAACGCAUAUUCCGCAACACCUACCUAGAUGGGAAACUGGUACACGAGGAGGUGUCUCAUCACAAAUACAAGAAGGCGGUGGACGCCAAUAUCUACGAAGUACCAAAGUAGGACAACGGGAGUACAAGAAGUUUAAUGAACAUUAAUGACUCUGAAAUUUGUGUACUUUUUGUGUGAUUUUGCUUAAUUAUGCAUGAUUCUACUUAUUAGCUCACCGUGUUUUCCAAAGUGUUAUAUAUUUUUUGUGCUUAAAGGAUUUCGCUUUGUCUAUUUUUAUAGAGAUUUUUUAUAAAGUGUUGCGGACCACCAUACAACCGUAUGGCUUGUUAAAAUAAAACAUGUAUAUUUCCAAAGACAUUGAUUAUUGUAAAUUAGUAAACUACCUCAAAUGUGUACAUCUUUUAUCAUUGUAUAAAUCACUUCUGAGGUUAGGUAAACCUCAAGCGGUGGUUAACUUGUAUAUUAUGGACGCUUCAUUGUUAUAAUUGUAUUAAGGAUGUCGGUCUCACACGGCACUUGUCAUGUGGGUAAACCUCACACAUGGAAUUUAGUUAUAUAAUGAUUGUAUACAUAUAUGGGCCCUGUUUCUUAUAAUUGUAUUAAGCUAUUUAAUCCGGGACGGAUUAAGCUUUGCUGGGGCCUGUGUGGCGAAACAGGGUGCCUACAGACUAGUCUAAUCUAUGAAUUAUGUAUGCGCGCGUAGGUCAUUAAUAUUAAUGGCGCGCGUAGACCAAUCCGCAAUGAAAUAUAUGGCGUGAUUUGAGCAUCAAUAAUGCAUGAACGCGCGUAAGCCAAUCACCAGCGCGCAUUGCCCAAAUCGGGGCGCUUAUAAAGCGGUGUUUGACACCGCCAAGCCUCUUCGUUCCAAGAUGGCGACGGUGCUGUAACUGGAGACCUCAUUGUGACUCAUUCCUGCGAUUUCGUGCUAAAUCCUGAGGGUUAUUCAGAUUUAGGGACAACGUCCGAUCGACAUCCUUGGUGCGACCGGUGAGUUGGUGGAGUCUCUCAGGUUUUGUUAUUGACUCAAUUAACUGUCUAUUAUCUUGGAGAAUUGGUGACAAAGAUUUAGUCGGGAAUUAAGACUGACUAUUUUGUCUGGGUAAUUAGUGCUAGAACAUAAGUGGCUAGGAGUUGUGGAACUUGGUUGAGAGGCUAGUGGGGCUGCGAUUGCUUGUCGUGGGUUGGACACCAUUCGGUGGGGUUUUAUGACUGAGGCGAUCAUUGCCGUAAUAGCUUGCCUGACGAGUUACUCUGUGCCGCGUUCUGAGCACUUGUGAGGGUUACCGGUUUUGUGUGUGUGGGUUAUUGCACAUAAAGAUUAUAUUGUGUAAUCGUGUUGAGGCUUACCUUUCCUGGGUGAGGGUUAUUGCAAUUACACAGUUCAACCUGCUUCGACGCUGAGUCAGGUUGAGGGUUACCUUUAUUGUGUGAGUUAUAGGGACAGUUCAACCUGUGUGAGGGUUAUUAGUGCUACUUCAUUAUAAUUGUAUUAGUUAAUACACACGGUGCAGUUGACCGCAUAAAGUUCAUCUUCCUGUUUAUAUUGUUAAGUGGUGCAGUUGACCACGUAAGGAUUACAUUAGACUAAGUUACUUCAAAAGGGUGCAGUUGACCCUGGAGGUAACGAGUGAGGGUUAUUGAGAUAUUUCCGUCCAUAAUAUUUACCACC
Molecule: messenger RNA, 2608 nt
Organism: Patiria miniata (bat star)
Lineage: Eukaryota; Metazoa; Echinodermata; Asteroidea; Valvatida; Asterinidae
Exons: 2
Coding region: 346-1050 (234 amino acids)
Source: RefSeq, a predicted model, not a curated record